This is a messenger RNA of Ricinus communis (castor bean), 906 nucleotides long. Its product is annotated as protein NONRESPONDING TO OXYLIPINS 2, mitochondrial. The transcript has 3 exons. The record is from RefSeq and is a predicted model, not a curated record. Lineage: Eukaryota; Viridiplantae; Streptophyta; Magnoliopsida; Malpighiales; Euphorbiaceae. The coding region runs from base 214 to 495 and encodes 93 amino acids.
AUUGAUUGUUGAUGAUGAUUUAAGUGUGUUUAAACGACGUAGUUCCGAGCACCUCUAGGGGACAAGGGAAUUUAGAUGAAUAAAUAACAAAAUAAAUGCAAAACCCUACAAAAAUCCCUAAACCCCCAAUGUACAAUCACAAAAUCUGAAAAAUCCAAUUUAAUGAUUUUGUUUCUCCAAAAACCCUAAAUCCAAAAAUUGAUCAUUUUGAAAAUGGCGUCUCGCUAUAGAUCUAUUACAAACUCAAGUCUCACACUCCUCAAAUCCACCGUCAACAGGCCUACACUCAAACCCAACUCCAUACCUUCUCUUCUCUCUUCUCGCUCUUCUCUUACAUGUUCAAGGUCAUUUCCGCGAUUGGGUGCUCUCCAAUCGCUGCUUCCACUGCACUCUGCUGUCUCUUCAGCUAGGCUAACCUCGUGCCUUGGUAUCGAUUCGAGGAGCUCUAGGUCGUUGUCUCAGGGUAUGCUCUCCAGUGCAAACCCAGGAGUUUGAUUUAAUCUCCAAAUCUUUUUGUUUUAGUAUGUAACUAGGUCUCAGUGUGCCGCGAUAACGGAUUCAAGAUAGAAGAUGGCUGACAGAUCAUAGUCAUUGCCUCUCUUCAGUUGCAUCCUUUUUAUGUAAAAUGGCUCCAUCUGAGAGGGGUUAGCUGCAAGAUUUUGAAAUAUUGUUGGAUUUCACAUGCAUUCUCAUGGAUUGAAGCAUCAAUUGACAGAAUGGUGUUUUAUUGACAAAUAAGAAUCCUUUCCGAAUAUGCAUAUGUCUUUGCUUAGUAUUCUUGAAUGUUCAUCAAUUUUUUACUUCAGCUACUCUUGAGUAUUGACAAUUCAAACUGGAAUUGCAGUUGUGCUCCCUUUCAUUCUUUGAUAUUAUCGUGAUGGGAGAUGGGCAAUGCAUAUUCAUAUA